Molecule: messenger RNA, 660 nt
Organism: Charadrius vociferus (killdeer)
Lineage: Eukaryota; Metazoa; Chordata; Aves; Charadriiformes; Charadriidae
Gene: APCS
Product: amyloid P component, serum
Exons: 2
Coding region: 1-660 (219 amino acids)
Biological process (GO): innate immune response
Molecular function (GO): complement component C1q complex binding
Source: RefSeq, a predicted model, not a curated record
AUGUGGUUGGUCUUGGUGGAAGCCAUCUCUGGGUCUGAUGCUGGAAGCCACCUCCAGGUUGGCGACCUGGUGAAGGAAGUGUUCGUGUUUCCCCAAGAGACCAAAGACUCCCACGUGUUGGUGAGGGCAAAGCUCGAGCAGCCGCUGCAGAACUUCACCGUGUGCCUGCGGUCCUACACCGACCCGACCCGGCCCCACAGCCUCUUCUCCUACGCCCCCAAGGCGCAGGACAAUGAGAUCCUUCUCUUCAAGCCCAAGCCCAGCGAGUACUGGCUCUAUGUUGGGGGCAAGUUUGUGUCCUUCCGUGUCCUUGGGGCCAUCGUGGCAAGUGAGCACAUCUGCGCCAGCUGGGAGUCCAGCACCGGCAUUGUGGGCUUUUGGCUCAACGGGAAGCCCUGGCCCCGCAAGGGGCUGCAGAGGGGCUACACGGUGGGGGCGGAGGCGGCCAUCCUGCUGGGGCAGGAGCAGGACACCUUCGGGGGCGGCUUCAAUGCCCGUCAGUCCUUCGUGGGGGAAAUGUCCUCUGUGUACAUGUGGGACACAGGGAUCUCCACAGUGAGGGUGCUGGCGGCCAUGCAGAACAGCCCUGACAAAGCCCCCAUCUUCGGCUGGAGAAACUUCCCCUACAAGACCGUGGGAGAGGUGUACCUGAAGCCCUGA